Molecule: messenger RNA, 1199 nt
Organism: Petromyzon marinus (sea lamprey)
Lineage: Eukaryota; Metazoa; Chordata; Hyperoartia; Petromyzontiformes; Petromyzontidae
Gene: USB1
Product: U6 snRNA biogenesis phosphodiesterase 1
Biological process (GO): U6 snRNA 3'-end processing
Cellular component (GO): nucleus
Molecular function (GO): 3'-5'-RNA exonuclease activity
Source: RefSeq, a predicted model, not a curated record
GGCAACAGCGACGCCCCCCUCGAUGUUGGAGGUGAAUCCUCGGGAACCUGGCAACAGGGCGACGCCCCCCCCCCCCAGUGAGACGGGCAGCUCGCGUGGCGCAAGGCCCCCAAAGGGCCCCGUGACCUCUCGACCGCGACCCCCCGCGGGGCGAAUGCGCGGCGAGGCGGGAGGCGAGGCAGGAGGCGAGGCGGAGCCGUGCGAGCACCAUGCUGCCGGGCCUGGUGAGCUACAGCAGCAGCAGCAGCUCGGAUGAGGAUGAGGCGGAGGAUCAGGCGGGGCUCGUGUACAGCGGGCGGCCCGGGCCGGUCGAGGCGCGCCGGGACGUGGGGAUGAACCCUCCUCAAGCUGCCCGUCCUCUUGAACGCCUUGCUCGUCGUGCCGGCACGGCCCGAGAACUACAGGGACGCCACCCCGCUGGAGGACGACUUCCCCUGCCCGAGAGUGUACGCAGCAUGUUUGCUGACGAGGAUGAGAAACCCGACGAUGCAGAAGAUGGAAGCCAGCAUGGUGGACGCCUCCGCUCCUUCGCCCAUGAGAGAGGCAACUGGGCGACUUACGUCUACCUGCCAUAUUCAGGGGAUUCCGACUUUGAUGAGCUGGUGGACCUGGUGUUGAGGCGGCUUUGCGAUGUUGGACUGCGCAUGAGUAAACAGGAAGACUUCCACAUCAGCCUCUCGCAGACGGUGGUUCUGCGCUACCACUGGAUCAACCUCUUCUUGCAAACGUUGAGAGAGCGCCUUGGCUCCUACCACCGAUUUAACUGCUUCACCAACAAGGUGAAGGUAUAUACGAACCAGGAGAGAACCAGGACUUUCUUGGGGCUAGAGGCAACGCGAGGGCAGCAGGACUUGCUGGGGUUGGUGACAGAGAUCGAUGGAGCAAUGCAAGAGUUCCAGCUGCAGACAUUUUUCAAGGACACGUCGUUCCACAUGAGUCUGGCGUGGUGUGUUGGAGAUUUGUCAGACCGUUUCAACCAGGACCUUAUAAACCAGUUACAGGAUGUGGUGGAUGAGUUUGAGGACAGCCCACGUUUGCUGCGCAUCCACGCCGAGCAGCUUGUGUGCAAGACAGGACACAAGCUGCACCCUGUACCACUAAGGGAUACAUAAAGCGACUUCACAUUAUUGGCACUGAAAUAUAUGUUAUAUAAUAAAUGUUUACUGUGUAAACAAUCACAAACUUGUUUUCAAAGGUGU